Ceratitis capitata (Mediterranean fruit fly) is the source of this 1587-nucleotide messenger RNA. It is a transcript of the gene Trmt6, whose product is annotated as tRNA (adenine(58)-N(1))-methyltransferase non-catalytic subunit TRM6. The transcript has 2 exons. Bases 128 to 1495 code for a protein of 455 amino acids. The record is from RefSeq and is a predicted model, not a curated record. Gene Ontology annotation, cellular component: nucleus; tRNA (m1A) methyltransferase complex. Gene Ontology annotation, biological process: tRNA methylation. NCBI's taxonomy places the organism in Eukaryota, Metazoa, Arthropoda, Insecta, Diptera, Tephritidae.
GGCUGCGUCUGUUUUGACAGUUUGCUGAUUAGCAAGUGUUUUUAGCCGGUUUUGUUUUUUUUUAUACAUAUAUCUCCGGGGCUAGUCUAGAAAUUCCAGAAAUUCAUAUUUAUUUUGUAAUAAAAUCAUGGCCCAAGCAUCUAGCAAAGGUAUGCCAAAAAUACAACUUGGCGACUAUAUAGUAAUUCAGCGUCAAAAGUAUACAAAGCUGCAGAAGUUUGGUAGCUUGGAUGCGACGUCUAUGCUCGGUAAGGAACAACUGGAAUUGCGCGGUCUUUUGGAUCAACCCUAUUGUGCCACAUUUAAAAUGUGUGCCAAGGAGAGUACGCCAUCUAAACAGAAAGGACAACGUAAUCAACGUCUACAUACAUUGAAGUUGUGCAAUGAAAUGGAAUUAAAAAAUAUACGUGAACGACUAGGAAUUUCGGCAAGUGGGGCUGAUAACCGUGACAUAAUUGACAAUGGUGAUUCGCAAACACUGCGCCCAGAGGAUAUUGAACAGUUACGCGAAACACAUAGUGAAUCCACCAAAAUUAUUGAGAAGAUUGUAGAAAAUUCAAAAACUUUUCACUCGAAGACAGAAUACUCGCAGGAAAAGUAUUUGCGCAAAAAGGAGAAGAAAUAUUUUGAAUUUGUACAGAUACACAGACCCACAUUGCGUUUAAUCACUGAGAUUUAUUAUCGACAAGAUGCUGACAAAGUGAUGGGUAUGCGUUUGGAUACACUUUCACAACUUAUUUCAUAUUCGGGAGUUUCUGCUUUUGGUAAUUACUUGAUGUAUGAAAGUGGCACAAAUGGCCUACUGCCGGCUAGUUUCCUAAACUCAAUGGGAGCUGGUACUGAGGCGACUUUGGUACAUAUGCAUCCAGGGAACGUGCCACAAAAGCAAGCAAUGUUGGCUUUAAAUUUGCCACUUGAGCAAUUGCAACGCUGCAUCUCGGUAAAUUUGUAUUCCGUAUUGCGUCAGUACUAUCAAGGCGAAGGUCAAGAAUUACCAAUUACAAACGAGCCAGGUACGCCGAUAGAAGAGCGAGAACCCAGCAGUAAAAAACAAAAAUUGAACGAUGGCGAUGCUGCGCCUUCCACAACGUCUUCAACAAGUAGUGACAGCAACGGCGAAAUCAAUGAAAUAAAAACAACGGCAGCGAAAUUAGUUGCGCCAAUACAGAAAUGGCAACUGGAAAAUCGUCGAGCCUGCGAUUUGAUGAGCGGGAAGUUCGAUGGACUUGUGAUUGCAGCUAAAGAGCAUCCUAGUAACAUUCUCCAAGCCUUAUUACCAUUUAUGAAACCAUCCCGACCGAUUGUUGUGUAUAGCCAGAGUAAGGAGCUGUUACUGGAACUGUACGUAGAGUUAAAGAGCUGUUCAAAUGUGACAAACCUGCAUUUGACAUCGAAUUGGCUGCGUCAUUAUCAAAUAUUACCUAAUCGUACGCAUCCAGAAGUAAACAUGAAUGGUAAUAGUGGUUACCUCUUGACCGGAUAUAGUAUAGUUUAACAUAUGUAAGCAUACAUAUAUAUUUUUUUAAAUAAUAUAACUAUUUUUUUGAUCACAUACAGUACAUUAAAUUCUAACUGUUGUGAGCAUUU